UCAUUUUUCAUUUACUUGCAAAAUAUAUUUCUGGUUCAAACAAUAACACCGCUCCAUUUAGUUGCUAAUUCAUAAGUUUCUGCUAGAAAAAUAAUUGAACAAAAUGUCGCGUGGAAGUUCAGCUGGUUUUGAUCGUCAUAUCACUAUCUUUUCACCGGAAGGAAGACUGUACCAAGUCGAAUAUGCUUUCAAGUCCAUUAACCAGGAAGGUUUAACGUCUGUUGCGUUGAAGGGAACGAAUGUUGCUGUUGUGGCAACGCAAAAGAAAGUAUCCGAGAAAUUAAUCGAUGCGUCGACUGUGUCUCAUUUAUUCCGGAUCACAAAGAACAUUGGUUGCGUGAUGACCGGUAGAAUUGCCGAUAGUAAAUCUCAAGUUCAACGCGCUCGAUACGAGGCGGCCAAUUGGAGAUACAAAUUCGGCACCGACAUUCCCGUCGAUGUUUUGUGUCGUCGCAUCGCCGACAUCAAUCAAGUGUACACUCAGAAUGCUGAAAUGAGACCGUUGGGCUGUAGCAUGGUUCUCAUUGCGUAUGACGACGAUAAAGGUGCGUGUGUGUACAAAACCGAUCCAGCUGGAUAUUACUGUGGCUUCCGUGCUAUUUCCGUUGGUGUGAAACAAACCGAAGCGAACAGUUACUUGGAGAAGAAAUUGAAGAAGCGCUCCGAUUUCACCGAAGAUGAAGCUAUUCAAAUGGCUAUAUCCUGUUUGUCGACCGUGUUGGCCGUUGAUUUUAAACCGUCAGAAGUUGAAAUUGGAAUCGUUACCAAGGAAGAUCCGGCCUUCCGUAUAUUGAGCGAAGACGAUGUGGAAAACCAUCUAACAGCCAUAUCGGAGAAGGAGUAAGCGGGAACGUUCAGGGAAUUUCGUUUUCAUCCAAUUUUGUAUUUUUGUUUCGUGGAUCACGGCAUCUCAAUUUGAAUAAAAGGCGCAAUUGUAUUGCAAAAA
Messenger RNA from Bradysia coprophila, 946 nucleotides. Its product is annotated as proteasome subunit alpha type-6-like. Gene Ontology annotation, cellular component: proteasome core complex; proteasome core complex, alpha-subunit complex. Lineage: Eukaryota; Metazoa; Arthropoda; Insecta; Diptera; Sciaridae. Gene Ontology annotation, biological process: ubiquitin-dependent protein catabolic process. The record is from RefSeq and is a predicted model, not a curated record.